GCCAGGGCCGGGCCCCGGGCCAGAGCCGGGACCAGAACCAGAACCAGAACCGGGACCGCGACCGGUGUCGCUGUCCCGAUCUCCACCCGUGGAAAGGUCCUGGGCAGGAUGAACCCCUGAGCAGCUCGGCUUGAGCUCGGUGGUAGCCCCAUUCCGGUCACAAGGCUCAGCUGCAUGACCCACAAAGAUCCCUUUGGCUAAAUUAGUCCCUGAUUCCACCAAGUAUUUCCUGAAUUCAUGAAAAACAUUUGGUUAACGUUUAGAAAUGUUUUUCAGCGUGCUCGUGGGUUUUUAAUUUUUUUUUCCCUUUCUUUUUCCUGGAAACAUUUAUUUCUUUAAAACAUAUUUAAUUUGAUUAAAACUAGACAAACAAACAAUUCAGAACCCUGAUAAUGAGUAAAAUGCGCCAUUUUUGGUCAAGAAAAACAUUCUGUUCAAUCCUGCAAGACUUUUAACAGAUCUUUUCUCUAUCUCUGCUGAAAAAAUGUAAUAGCCUUGGUUUUGACUGAUCCAAAUACACUUUUAAUGUCCUUGCAGCACAGGCGAAUUGAAGGAAGGCUAGGUACGUAUUUUACUUUCAGUAUUAACUCCUGCAGUAUUUAGUCCUUUACUCCUCAGGGUGGCUGAGGACUGGCUGUGGGUUCCAGAGCUUCUCCCUUUUCCUUCCACGUUCUCUUAUCUCACAGUGUGGGAUGUGGGGCCAUGUGGCCGUUGGAGCUGACCCACCCUCUGUUUACACUCCUGAGACACCAAGAGAGGCUGUGCUGCAGUAAGAAGAGGGGAUUUUUUUGACGGCACUCAAAAAAUUUAGAAAUGCUGAAGGGGAUUCUCCUAAUGGUGCAUUAUAAGGAAGUUAACAGUAAUAGAGGGUGUUCAGUGGUUUCUGAAUGUGAGCUGGGGAGAAGCAGGCUGGAGCAGUUCUGUCACUUGCAGAUGAAGUGUUUUCUAGUGUACCCACAGGCUGCAGACAGUCCUCACCCUGCAGAACUGGCACAGAAUAUAUUGUGCAAUAUUGGGAGUGUUUGAACCUCUUUAUGCGAACAGCAGAGGGUCAAACCUGGAAUAACUUGUUUGUUUUAAUUAUUGUGUGUUAAAAGAAAUUGGUCUGCAAAUGAAAAUCUUGACUGCAGUCUACCCGGGCUAGAGGUGCUCUGCAAAUGGCAGCGUUUUAAUCCACACUGGAUCCUUCGCCUCCCUGUGUAUCAGCCCUGACGUGCCAUGAGUGCCUCACCCCUGCCUUUUGUGGUUGGAGCAAACACUGUGGAAGAGCAGCGGGCUCGAUGGGAGAGGAAGCGCAGCAGGACAGCCAAGGAACUGCUGAAAACGGAGCACAAAUACCUUGAGCAGCUGGAUUUGGUGCUCACAUACUUUGUGACAAUUUUAAAGGCCAAAGGGACUCUGAAACCUGCUGUGUUGGAAACUAUAUUUGGACCCCUGGAGUCCUUAUAUUCAGCCAGCCAUGUUCUGUCACUUCACCUGGAGAAAGGGAAUUUGGGAUCGGGACUAGAAAAUUUUUGUCAUAGUCUGGAUCUUUAUGGCCACUAUGCUGAGAAUUUGGAGCAGGCAAAUAAAACCUUGAAGGAGCAAGUGAGAAAAAAUAAGUCAUUCCGGCGGUUUAAGAAACUCCAGGAGACUCGACCUCAGUUUCAAGGGAGGGAAUUAGAGGAUCUGCUUCCUUUGCCCCUGCAGAGGCUGCACCAGUACAAGCAUUUCUUCAGAGAUCUGGUGGAGAACACCAGCCCAAACACUGCUGAGUACCAGAAACUUGCAAGGGCUGUGAAAUCUGUUUGUGAUGUAUCUGACUGGGUCCAAGACAUCUUUGAUAAGAGAGAGAACUCCUUGCAGCUACUUCGGGUUCAGAAACUGCUCAAAGGACAAAAGACUCAGGUUCUGACUCCAGGACGCUGGUAUAUCCGGGAAGGCUGGCUUUUGGUGGUGCCUUCCAAGGGAGAAGAGCUGAAGCGCAGAAUGUUCUUCUUGUUCUCUGAUAUCCUCGUUGCAGCGAAGCCCUGCCACCCACUGCACCUGCUCAACUCCAACAAGCUGUCCUGCCAAGCUGUCUACCCGCUCCACCAGUGCUCAGUGGAUAAAGUGUUUGGCCACACAUGGAGCCAGGGAGGGCUCCUCAGUCUCUCCUUUCCACUCAAGACACUGCUGUUGAUGUCCAGCAACCAACAAGAGAUCAAUGACUGGUACCAGAGUCUCAAAGCUGCAGUCAGGCAGCUGAAAGCCUGACCCACCUGAGUACAAGACAGAUUAGCAGGACAACCACCCUCAUGGCAGAAGCUUCCACAAUCUUAUAAAAUGUUCAGGGACACUUAGUAGCACUGAAUUGAGAAGGACUAUACACCGUGUUUGUGAGAUAAUGCUUUGUUAGCCACCCUAAUGUUCAUAGAUAAUGGAAAAAAAGUAUUUGUACAUAAAAAAAAAAAACCACCAUAUAUCAAGGAUUUUCCCCAAUUUAGGUUAGAAACUUCUAGCUUUUUUGCACUUUAGUAAAUUCAUUAUUAACUUAAGGUCAAGCAGAUGAGAGUGUGACUUGUUUUCCCUCAUGAAAUGUGUUUUUAAAGGUAUUUUUGUAUUUUGUUAAAGCCUCUUGAUGGACUUCUAAUAAAAUGGAAGCUGCGCAGCAGUUGGGUUCAGAGAACAGCCAUUUGAAUAUGGUCAACUGCAAAGAAAACAAUUUCAAGAUUAUUAGAAACAUAAAGUCUGUCUGAACACUGA
Oenanthe melanoleuca is the source of this 2724-nucleotide messenger RNA. It is a transcript of the gene ARHGEF39, whose product is annotated as Rho guanine nucleotide exchange factor 39. Lineage: Eukaryota; Metazoa; Chordata; Aves; Passeriformes; Muscicapidae. Gene Ontology annotation, biological process: positive regulation of cell migration. The record is from RefSeq and is a predicted model, not a curated record. Gene Ontology annotation, cellular component: plasma membrane. Gene Ontology annotation, molecular function: guanyl-nucleotide exchange factor activity. The transcript is spliced from 10 exons. The coding region runs from base 1219 to 2235 and encodes 338 amino acids.